ACUAAUGCUGUUUCCAUCAAGAACAGGUUACUGGCCUGAUUUAUGCCUUUUAAUUGCGGAGCACGGAGAUGUUUAAACUAAGAUGAGUCGUUACUCGUCUCCACAGGCGUAGUUUAACACUUUAAAAAAAUCCAGUUUUUUUUUUUUUACCUAGCGGAGCGCGGUGACGCGCGCUCCCGCUAGUAGAACAUCCCGUGCGCGUCACCGCGCCUUACCGCUCUGUCUGUGGGGGAAAAAAAGGGAAAUAAGGAGUGAAGGCGAGUGGAGAUUACAGAGGCGUCGUCUCUCUCUCUCUGACACACACACACGCACAGAGGCACGCGAGACAGGAGGAGGCGAAGCGGUGUACGGCUCGCGCGCGCACGCACGCACACACACCCACCCACCAUGAAGGACCGCACGCAGGAGCUCCGCAGUGGAAAGGAAAGUGAUGAAGAUGAUGAAGUGGCUGUCAGCUUGGAGAAGGAUCGCUUCAUGGAUGAGUUCUUUGAGCAGGUGGAGGAGAUCCGGGGGUACAUCGAGGCCCUCUCCGAGAAGGUGGAGGAUGUGAAGAGGAAGCACAGUGCCAUCCUCGCCGCACCCAAUCCUGAUGAAAAAACGAAGGCAGAUCUGGAACAGCUGAUGACCGACAUCAAGAAGCUGGCCAAUAAAGUCCGCUCCAAGUUAAAGAGCAUUGAGCAUUCCAUUGAGCACGAAGAGGGUCUCAACAGGUCGUCGGCAGAUCUGAGGAUACGCAAGACUCAGCAUUCAACUCUGUCCCGUAAGUUUGUGGAGGUGAUGACGGAGUACAACGCCACCCAGUCGGACUACCGAGAGCGGUGCAAGGGGCGUAUCCAGCGACAGCUAGAGAUCACCGGCAGGAACACCACAAAUGAGGAGCUAGAAAGCAUGCUGGAGAGCGACAACCCUGCCAUCUUCACCUCGGGGAUCAUCAUGGACUCCAACAUCACCCAGCAGGCCAUGAACGAAAUCGAGACACGGCACAAUGAGAUCAUCAAGCUGGAGAACAGCAUCCGCGAGCUGCACGACAUGUUCAUGGAUAUGGCCAUGCUGGUGGAGAGCCAGGGGGAGAUGAUCGACCGCAUUGAGUACAACGUAGAGCAUUCCGUGGACUACGUGGAGCGGGCCGUGUCCGACACCAAGAAGGCGGUCAGGUACCAGAGCAAAGCACGGCGGAAGAAAAUCAUGAUCAUUAUAUGCUGCGUUGUCCUAGGAAUUAUAAUUGCUUCCACUGUUGGAGGAACACUGGCUUAGAACAGAGACGGAGCACCACCAGCUUAAAACAUCAUUCAUACGUAACACAUAUCUCACAAAAUCCCACACGAACACACACGCACACACACACACACAUACACACGCAGACCUUGAAAUAUAUUUUAGUGGCAGUGAAUUGCGUACUGAGGAUCUGACAAAUGGUACAAAAAGGUAUCGAUGGGAGAUGUAUUUCUUAUGCAUGAGCUCUUUUUGUAAAUGUGUGGUUCUGCGGUGUGUUUUUGAGUGUUGAAUGUUAUAUGACAAAAAUCUACAAAUGUUUUUGAGGUCUAGUUUUAAAGAGGGGGGAACAAGGACGAAAUUGGAAAUGUUACACACACAUUCCAACUAUAACAUUUUAUAAUUAUUUUUUUAUUAUAUCAGAAUAAGUAUCCUUUACGCUCUCAUAUUUGUUAACUUCCAAAUUAAUUGUGGAGUUUGUCCGCAGUGCAAACAGUACGAGAUACGAGAUCAACACUGGUCAUUGUAUAUAACAAGAAUCAGACUAUGUUUAGUGUACUGUUGUGCAACUUUUAAUUGAUAAAGGCAUAUCAAUAUUCCCGGCCGCCUGAGUCUCAAGAACUUGACGUUCCGUUCAGUAUGUCCGAGACCGAACUUUUGCAUGAUGUCUCAGAAGAUAUGACAUUGUUCUGUGCAUCAAAACGUAGUGAGAUAUCUUGUGUUUUCAUAAUUUACUUUUCAAAUGGAUCCAAAAGCUGCCUCAAAGAGGGGGUGUCUCAGUCAGUAUUAUUUUUGCCGUCAAAGUCCCCCCCCCACUUAGCCUGUAACCCAGAUGCUUAGCUAGCUUUACCAACAGUUGUUGUGCCUCCUCCUAUAUUCUGCCUUAGUUUUGAGAUGUUAUGAUAUGUAUGUGUGCUCAUGAAUGCCUGUAUCUUGCCAAGUGUGUCUUUGUCCUAUAAAAAAAGCAUUCCCUCCGUCUGUUUCAGGUCAUGACACUGCCUAGACGUUUUUAAUCGUAAUUCGGCUACAAAACUGGCGUAGCUGUCGAUUACAUAUUUGGGUAAUGAAAUCUUGGGAUGUAGUCCCUGCUAAAUCACAUAACUUACUUUCAAGGUUAAUAACCCUCAUAUUGUAGCCCAGCGCUAUGGGGGAAAACGCCUCUUCUUUAAAUUAGAUCUGACUUCUCAAAGUGCUUUUCUGUCCUCUUCGGCCAUGAUGCGGACAGGCUAUACCACCGCAGGCGCCAGGUCGCCUAAAUUGGCCAUCUGACUUGAAUACAUUCCAACAACUUGCUGGAUUUAAUAGAGGAUACAAGCAAAGCAAAGAGCCAUGUUGCCUAAGCAAGCCGUUGCCUUUGUUCCAAUGCUGUCGUUAUUUACUUUUUAAUAAAGCGGAGCCUGCCUAAAAUACAGCCGAGGACGCGGCAGGUGCCACGCCUACCAGACGUGCCACGCCCCUUUGUGGGGGGUGUUCAUUUACGGACCAAUAGCUCCUUCAGACUGGGGUGAGACCACACCCAUCUCGUACCGGUCCCGCUCUGUCCUUAACAGGAGGUUGUUCAGGGGAGAGUGCCAGCACGUCAACGUAGGGCUAAGAUGGGAUGGGUUGGGCCUCUUCCCUCUUGUCUCCUGUGACGCUCUACAUCUAAGUGUCACCGGCUCCCAACCCUCAACCUUCUGCACCUCACGUUCACGUCCUCUUCGAAAACAGGUCACCUACUGAGCCAGUUUCUCGCAUAGGAGCUGUAUGACUGAACAAACAGACAAACGAAAAGGAGAAAAGCGCAUGUGCUGCCGUUUUGGAGUGAAGAUGUGUCGUCCUUGCUUUCGUACAGUGCCGUUACUGAGAAGUGUGUGUUCCGCCCACCUGUCUCUUGGGCUCUUUCCUUUCUCUUCGUACUCAGUUGUUGUCGUGGAAAUCAAAGAGUGCUUUCUGAUGACCCCUUUUAUUCGUGUUAGUUUGUUUUCAUCGUGUGCGUAAAGGUGCAAGUUGUACCCCGGUACCGUACCUCAGCGUUCAUUCCCAGCUUCUUUGAGUUCUUAAAGAAUCGGCCAUCAGCCAGUUCUGAUUCUCAUAGGAGGUUCUGGAUAUAAA
This is a messenger RNA of Scleropages formosus (Asian bonytongue), 3306 nucleotides long. RefSeq names its product syntaxin-1A. The coding region runs from base 388 to 1254 and encodes 288 amino acids. Gene Ontology annotation, molecular function: SNAP receptor activity; SNARE binding. NCBI's taxonomy places the organism in Eukaryota, Metazoa, Chordata, Actinopteri, Osteoglossiformes, Osteoglossidae. Gene Ontology annotation, cellular component: endomembrane system; SNARE complex; plasma membrane. The transcript has 10 exons. The record is from RefSeq and is a predicted model, not a curated record. Gene Ontology annotation, biological process: vesicle fusion; exocytosis; intracellular protein transport.